Enterobius vermicularis (human pinworm) is the source of this 975-nucleotide messenger RNA. The record is from the annotation of a GenBank genome assembly. Lineage: Eukaryota; Metazoa; Nematoda; Chromadorea; Rhabditida; Oxyuridae.
AUGUGGCAGGAUAAACCUGCAAAACGAAAGGCAACUCCCAAACAGCAGUGUGUUCCGGACUUACCACCAGAACUUUGGAAUGAGAUUUUCAAGUUUAUAAAUCCAUGCGAAAUAUACACAACACUUAAGAACGUUUGUUGGUAUUGGCAUAAUAUGAUACUGAGCAGUCGAACUUUACCAAAAAUACCUGUUAACUGUGAUGUUUACGUUGUUGAUGACGGAUAUCAGAGAAAAACCUUCAAUGAAAUCAUCGAGAACCCGUUGCCUCUCCUAGACCCCACUGACCAUUACCGUUUUACUGUGAAUCAAUUUUCCUAUUCAGGGUCUCCUACUGAAAAGUGGUGGUCUGGAGAAUUCAACAUCAGUAAGAGAUGCGGUGAAAUUGUCGGUGAAGCCAAGAAAAAUUCAACGUUUAAUGUGAUCCCCUGUGAUUCUAAAACAACUCUACAGAUCCUUUCGUUUUUCCAAGUCCGAAGUCUUAGGAUAACAGUAAACAAGAGAAGAAAAUCCUGCUUUUACCGUGACGACAAGCUGAUAGAAAUUACUCAUUUCUUAAAGACUUACUGUGGUGGAUUAGAUACACGAUUCCUCGCUUUGAGAUCAGAGAGUGCGGAAGCCCCGUGGAGUCUAAGCUCGCGGUCACUCCACUUGCUAAGGCAGUUAAAACCUCUAGAAAGCCUUCAGAUUUGCAACUUAGUCGAACUGACAGAAGCAGCACUAGCCUACUAUCAAGCCAGAGAUGUUGACCUGAUCUUUUCCAGCAAAACGGUUUACUCCACUGGCCUGCAUGUUUUACUGCCUCCGCUACUUAAAUUUGGCUCCAUAUUUCGCUAUGAACAUUCUCUCGACAAGAAAAAGAUCCUCGACAUUUCUUACAGCGACCAAAAGAUUUCGACACUUUGGAUUUUCAAAGUUAUAGACGCUGCAAGUAUCGCUCAUGCAACUUUCUGCUCUCCAUCAGCUCAGAUAUCUUAG